GAAUGGUCUAAAGGAACGCCUGGCAUUAUUCUGAUGGCAAAGGGAAGAAGAAGUCUGAAUUUCUGUUUCAUUAAAUUGUUACAUGGUGAAAGUUUACUGCAAUGUUGAAAUUUCUACUUCUUGUUAAUAAGCAAGGACAUACACGCGUUUCACAAUACUACGAACACUUGGAUCUGGAAGAAAGAACGAAUAUGGAAGCUGAGAUAACGCGAAAAUGUUUGGCAAGGAGUGACGACCAGUGUCCUUUUAUGGAAUUCAAGAAUUUCAAGGUUGUCUACAGGAGAUAUGCCUCACUACUCUUCAUAGUUGGUGUUGAUUCAGAUGAGAAUGAAUUGUCAAUACUUGAGUUCAUUCAUAACUUUGUAGAGACUUUGGAUCGGUAUUUUUCUAAUGUGUGUGAAUUGGAUGUAUCCUUGUUAUUAGUGUUUUUAACCCUUUGCACCCGGACAUUAGCAUGCAUAUCUAUUCUCCAUACUGCUCUCUCUACAUCUUCUAAGGUGCUGACAAGGAGAAUUUGUUUAACAAUCAAGAGCUCCUUCAGUCAGUGAUCACUUCUGUUAUUCUCGUGACCUUAAUGUGUGGUUUAGGGGAGUAGGGAGAAAUUAAAAGCUAAUCACUCUUAGGGGUAAAAACAUUUAUUUCUAUGUAAAGAAGACAAAUAUACCCAGUGGCUGGUAUAUCAUAUUGAAAUAUCUAAUAAAACUAAUCCAAAAUGCAUAUUCAAUAUUAAUAAUUAUUACAAUUAUUAUUCACUAUUAAUAAUUAUUAUACACCCUUGAUUUCCUUAGUUUCCCUUGCUCCUAAUACUGUAUGUUGUGAUAGGCCAAUUAUUGAUCACAUGACUUAUAAUAUGUGUGAAAUAAUCAUGAUGGAUGUUUGAUCCUCUCAGGAUGAAACAUUGAUCAUGAUAAACACGGUCACCAUCAUUAUCAUCAGUAUCAUUAUUAUCUGUUCUAAACACACAAACAAGGCACUAAUGAACUCCUUUGUCUACAGCCAAGACUCUUCUUUGCCUUUUCCUUGAUUGUACCUUAAAUCUUUAGAUUAUGUUCAACCUGGAUAAAGUACACAUGAUCUUGGAUGAAAUGAUCAUGAAUGGAGAGAUAUUGGAGACAAAUAAGAACAGAAUACUUGCACCUGUUUCUGUAUUAGACAAUGCAAACAGCUGAUCUGUUGGGAUUUGAAGAUUUUGCCCUUGGAACCUUUGCAAUAAGAGCAUCAUCUUGUCAAUGAAAUGAUCAUAGAUCAAGGGAUAAUGGAUAGGUGUCCUGAAAACAAAAACCUGAGAAGCUGUGAUCCUGAGUUAGAGCUCUUUAUCUCAUCAUAAUUUGAUAUGAAUCAUUUACUCAGAACUCAGUGCAGAUGUGUGAUUAUAUAAGAGUCACAUGGGAUACAGUUAUAAAUAUUAUUCCGAGAAUUGUCUUAUAUUUGUUCCUUCAGCUGCCUAAAUUAGAUAACUGAAUGCAUAUGGAAGUACUUAUUGUAUAUUUGUGAUAAGUUUUGCUGUUACAGUUCAGUUCUUGGCUUGUUAUUAAAACAAU
Pocillopora verrucosa is the source of this 1541-nucleotide messenger RNA. The record is from RefSeq and is a predicted model, not a curated record. NCBI's taxonomy places the organism in Eukaryota, Metazoa, Cnidaria, Anthozoa, Scleractinia, Pocilloporidae.